Molecule: messenger RNA, 3345 nt
Organism: Boleophthalmus pectinirostris (great blue-spotted mudskipper)
Lineage: Eukaryota; Metazoa; Chordata; Actinopteri; Gobiiformes; Gobiidae
Product: 6-phosphofructo-2-kinase/fructose-2,6-bisphosphatase 2-like
Exons: 16
Coding region: 159-1763 (534 amino acids)
Biological process (GO): fructose metabolic process; fructose 2,6-bisphosphate metabolic process
Cellular component (GO): cytosol
Molecular function (GO): ATP binding; fructose-2,6-bisphosphate 2-phosphatase activity; 6-phosphofructo-2-kinase activity
Source: RefSeq, a predicted model, not a curated record
GCUGCCGGUGGGAGGAGCCUCGACAUCCGUAAAAGAGACGCAGAGAAGCAGGAGGCUCUCCAAGCUGCAAUAAAACACUGAUGCGUGCGCAAUAACGAAGGAAAAACUCAUCCAGACGUGCACCUGUGUCCUCUCGGCCGAAAGUAAAGUGGUUGACUAUGGCAGGUAAGCAGCAGAGAGCGACCACUGCCUCAGAGGGCUCCACUGAAACCAAAAGGACAGAAGUCAGGACCACGGAAAAGAAGUGCUCAUGGGCCUCCUACAUGACUAACAUUCCCACUGUGAUUGUAAUGAUUGGUCUGCCUGCUCGGGGAAAGACAUACAUGUCCAAGAAGCUGACACGCUACCUCAACUGGAUUGGAGUGCCAACUAAAGUGUUUAACCUUGGAGUUUAUAGAAGAGAAGCAGUCAAGUCUUAUAAAUCCUAUGAUUUCUUCAGGCAUGACAACAAAGAGGCCAUGCAGAUCAGGAAACAGUGUGCCCUGGUUGCCCUGCAGGAUGUCAAGUCAUAUCUCAGUGAUGAAGGAGGACAGAUCGCUGUAUUUGAUGCUACGAACACAACCAGAGAGAGACGAGAGCUCAUUCUAAACUUUGCCAAAGAAAAUGCCUACAAGGUGUUUUUUGUUGAGUCGAUUUGUGAUGAUCCUGACGUCAUUGCUGAAAACAUACUGGAAGUGAAGGUGUCCAGUCCAGAUUACCCUGAACAGGACCGAGAGAGCGUCAUGGAGGACUUCCUCAAGAGAAUCGAAUGUUACAAAGUGACCUACAAACCUCUGGAUCCUGACGGCCAUGACAAGGACUUGUCCUUUAUCCAGGUCAUCAAUGUGGGCCGGCGGUUUCUGGUGAACAAAGUGCAGGAUUACAUCCAGAGUAAGAUCGUGUACUACCUCAUGAACAUCCACGUGCACUCUCACUCCAUCUACCUCUGUCGCCAUGGAGAGAGCCACCACAACGUGGAGGGGCGCAUCGGGGGGGACUCCGAGCUCACAGAAAACGGAAAACAGUUUGCUGCGGCGCUCAAGACUUUUGUAGAAGAACACCACGUAUCUGACCUGAAAGCGUGGACCAGUCAGCUCAGACGCACCAUACAAACUGCAGAAGAGCUGGGGGUCCCCUAUGAGCAGUGGAAGAUCCUCAAUGAAAUUGAUGCUGGAGUGUGUGAAGAUAUGACAUACAAGAUGAUUGAAGAAACAUAUCCAGAAGAAUAUGCCAUGAGAAACCAAGACAAGUACCACUAUCGCUACCCUGGAGGAGAGUCCUACCAAGACCUGGUGCAGCGUUUGGAGCCUGUUAUUAUGGAGCUUGAGAGACAGGGGAAUGUGCUGGUCAUCUGUCACCAGGCUGUCAUGCGAUGCUUACUGGCUUACUUCCUGGACAAGAGUGCAGAUGACCUCCCGUACUUGAAGUGCCCCCUGCACACUGUUCUAAAACUGACGCCAGUGGCCUAUGGUUGUAAAGUAGAGGAGUUUGACUUAAAAGUUAAAGCUGUCAACACACACAGAGACCGAAUAUGGAAAAAGGCAGAGAACGAGGUGCCACCUGCUUUCCUCCGGAGGAACAGUUUCACCCCACUGUCGACUCAGGACCAGUUCAAGAGACCCCGACUUUACAGCGCAGGCAACUCCUCACAGACUCGCAUCCCUCACACGCAUACAUUACCCAGCAUGCAGUUCUCUGAAGUUUCUGAAAAAGCAGAGCUUCAAAGCCAGGAGAUGUUAAAUGGUUUUGCUGCAGUGAAAGACUCAGACUCACCUCAGUCUUAAAGGAGUUACAGAAGAGCUACUGUACUUCUCCAACAUGUGUUCAUUUGAAGAAACCAAACACAUUGCCUAUUGCACGGUACCAACACAACUAACACCAACUAGUUAUUGUAAACAGUUUUAAUGUUAUAUUUAUGUAGAUAUAUUUUUAGUUACGCUUUCAGCUUCUUUCAGAAAAUACGUAGCUUUUUUCUUUAAUGUAAGGCCAACUUUAACUAGAUUGUUACCGUCUAUUGUCUUAAUAUUUUAGGUUACAUAUAGUUACAAAUUACUGUGACUUUAUUUUUGUUUUAAUGUUUUUCUGUAGACGUUUAUUCCAUGUCUGUACACUCCAAAAAGAAAACAAAUGUUGACCUCUUAUCCUUUUAAGGUGUAACUAAACACAAAAUCCAAUUGCUUUAACUGUGAAUGGUGUUUUAAUAGCAUUAUCAACUGUACUUAGUUUUUUUUUCUUUUGUUUUUUUUUUGUAAAUUUUUGUGCUAACUAGAUACAAGUGGCCACUGCAAUUUCAAGUACUACGUGACAUCACACAGGACUGCCCUGAUUGCAGCCAGGUGUUUCUAGUUACAAACACCUGGCUGCAGAGGCGGAGUUUAAAAUGUGGAUACCUGAUUAAGCAUUCACAGUGUUCCUCAUAUGUUCACACCCCAACCCUCCUCCGCCCUCACUCUUUGCCCUCCAGGCACUUCCCAGUUUAGCAGCUCUAUUUGUCUAUUUAAAAUGUGGUUGUGGGCAGAGUUUAGGAGUUUAGUCCCACUUUAAAUAUUUUAUGUUGAUCCAGACCACAUUUUUAUAUUUGGUUAGUCUAUUUAAGUGUAUACAUUCAAUUAACAUGAAAUAUGUAAAGGAGCAAGGUACAUAUUUAAUCAACAUUACUUUUUAAAGUCUUUUAAAUCUUAUGUGUUUCAAUUGGCAGCAGGUAAAUCCUUCAUGAGACUUCACCCAAAAUAGGAAAAAAUCUCCCCUUUUCUGGGCCCCAGUAGUUUGAAUGGGAACAUUGUGCAUAGUCAUCUUCUGAAUGAAGGUGUGUUUUUGAUAUAAAAGUUCUUUGCUAACUAACCUAAAUAUUGUUAAUGUGUUUGUUAAAGGUGUAUACUACUGCAUACUACUGCUGUGGCUUAUCCUGCUGUAAUGUAGCUGCAUGUUCUCUGUAUCAGGGCUGCACAAUAUCUCGAAAUUUGAAUUUGUUGUAAUCACUUAGAUAAAAGGAAGUCCCCACAAAUCAAGGUUUGUGUGUCUGGAGAGCAUUUGAUUGUUGUAUUGGUUUAGCAGUUCACUCAGUCUUCUCUCACAAGUUAAUUCUCCUCAAAGUGAUUCUAUUGUGCCCUGAACUGAAUUCUGAUUUGAAAACUAAUUUAAUAUUUUGAAGUGUAUUAUUAUUUAUUUGAAAGUAGUGCAGCCCUGGUCUGUAUACCUCACUGGAUCCUCAGGUCUUCAGCUCCAGUGCCUCUCUACUGUCGAUAAAGCUCUUUGUGGAACAUUCUGUACAAUGAUUUAAUGUAAAAAGUUUAAUUUGAAAUGUAUAAUACUUUUAUUUGGCCAAGAGCAUUUGAGCAGAUAUAUGUUAAGCAAGUUUCUGGUGCC